Messenger RNA from Penicillium coprophilum, 282 nucleotides. RefSeq lists its product as uncharacterized. The transcript has a single exon. NCBI's taxonomy places the organism in Eukaryota, Fungi, Ascomycota, Eurotiomycetes, Eurotiales, Aspergillaceae. The coding region runs from base 1 to 282 and encodes 93 amino acids. The record is from RefSeq and is a predicted model, not a curated record.
AUGGCGGAUAUCACCAGCCUCAGCACGUACCUCAACCAAGUCACGGUUACCAGGGUCAUCAACAGCAUGAACAGCAUCAUGGCGGCUCGCAGGAUCCUUCGUCCUAUAGACAGCAGGACAACCACUACAGCCAUCCGCAACCGCACGCUGCCCACAAUGCCCCACCACAUGGUUCGUAUGGUGGGUUUGGACAGGAUCCGAGAUAUGGUCAUGGUCAUGAUCACGGGCAUGGACAUGGACACUCGGGUUACUGAGGAUUGGAUGAUGAGACGAGAUAAAUGA